Molecule: messenger RNA, 1388 nt
Organism: Dictyostelium purpureum
Lineage: Eukaryota; Evosea; Eumycetozoa; Dictyosteliales; Dictyosteliaceae
Exons: 3
Coding region: 13-1269 (418 amino acids)
Molecular function (GO): protein binding
Source: RefSeq, a predicted model, not a curated record
UUUAAUAAAUAAAUGUCAAGUACAACAACCGAAAUUCCAUACCACUUUUUAAAAUACAUUAGAAUUCAAUAUGAUUGGCAAUUGGCCUAUAAACAAGAUUCUGAUAAUUUUUGGGUAUCAUACCAAAAAGAUAUAAGAAGUACCACACAUGGAUCUGUUCACAGUUCAAAAAAAAGUGAUAACAGUUUUAGUUUUGAAUCUGACCAAGGUUUUAAGCUAACACCAAACUCAAAUGAUAAAAAUAAUAUUAAAGUAGAAAUAGAUAAUUUCGAAUGUGACAUUUAUUCACCAGAAAAAACUUUAAAGGUAUUAGGAGGUAAAAAAAGAAUUACAACAAUGGGAGUCAGUAAUUUAGGUGAAUUGGGUGUCUUUGGUAGCACUGAUGGCACAUUAGAGGUUUUCGAAACCAUUGAUGGUCAAAUAAGAAGAAAAUUAGAUGGACAUGUUGGAGAUGUGGAUUUAGCAUUAUUUUUCCCAAGUGGAAAAGUUAUAUUAAGUGGUGCCUCAGAUGGAAGAUUAAAGAUUUGGGAUGCAAUUGAAGGUACAUGUGCAGCUACACUCAUUGGUCAUAUUGGUGGAAUAACUUCUGCAUCAUUAGUCGACCGUGGUAGAAAUUUAGUAUCUGGUUCAAGAGAUGGAACAAGCAAACUUUGGGAUGUAGCCAGUUCAUCAGUUAUACAUAAUUUAACAAAACUAUCAAGACCCAUCAAUGAUUGUUUUGUUGCCUCAUCUCUAUUGGAAAGUACAACCAGCUCAACAUCUACAAGCAAAAACGUUGAUGAAAGAGAAUCUGGUACCGAAGGUAAAACUGUUAUUUUAGCAGCUGAAGAAGGAUUUUUACAAGCCAUAGAUUUAAGAUCGAAAAAUAUGAUUGCCCAAAUGAAUGUACCAAACGAAAACAAUAGAUCUGUAGCAUUCAAUGCCUGUUUUGUUCAUAAGAAUUAUAUUAUUGGUGGUGACCACAAUGGAUCAUUAUUCUUUUGGGAUAAAAGAAACUUAAACUCUCCAUUCUGCCGUUUACAAUUCACCUCUUCACCAAUCCAUCAUAUUAAAGCAAACUCCUCACAAUCUAAAGUUUCAAACUCAAUUUGGACAACAAGUGGCGAUGGUUCAGUAUUUUUAAUUGAUUUGGAUAAAAACAAAAUUAUAACCUCUUUAUCUGGUAUCGAUACUGAUGUAGUUACAUCUUUUAAUAUUGUAAAUAAUCAAGCUUUUUCAACCUCAAGAGAUUCAAUUAUUAGAUGUUAUAAUAAUUUAUCAAAUAUUUAAUAAAAAAUUUUAUAAAAUAUAAUAAUAAAAACCGUCACAUUAUAAAAUACUGUUUAAAUUAAAUAAAUAAAUAGUUUGGCAUUCAUAAAGAUAUAUUUAUUAAAACCUUUGUAAUAUUU